UGGGUUUCCGCAUAAUUUUUUUUUUGGUGAUGAAGUCAAAUUAAUUUUCUGUGCGAAGAUAAAAACUAACUGGUUGACAGGUUAAAUAAUUUUUGUAAAAACAAACAUAAACAUUUUUUUUUAUCGUUAUUUAACGAUGGAAGAGAAGUUGGAAAGUUCUCCUACACAGUCUAAGAGCUCCAUUGAUGCCUUGAGUAAGGAGGAAUUGAUUCAAAAGUAUAAGGGUCUGCUCGGAAUCGCCAAAAAGGCCAAACAAGCCAAAGAUGAAUUUGCUGAAGAUAAUCGGAAAUUAAAGGAAGCUCUUCAACUAUGUGAAACCCAAAAAGAAGCAGACAAAAAGGCCAUUAUUAUCAUGAAGGAGACACUGGAGCAGUUUACGGAACAAAAACUGAAGUUAACAAAUGAUGUCAGCGAACUUCAGAAGAAGAAUAAGGCUGAUGAAGAGUCUCUAGCUAAAUUGCGCAUUGAAAAUGAGUCUUUGCAACGCCAGUUAAAUAGGCUUAAUGAGGACAACGAGGCGCUACUAAAAGAUAUCGAUCGCAUGGAGGAUCAACUGAAACAGGUAAAUAUUUUAGGUAUAGAACAGAAAAAACAUUUGGGUUUGUUGGAACUUGAGGUAAAGAAAUUGAAAGAAGUGGAAAGUGCAAACUGUGCUCUUCAAAAUACGGUGUCUAUAACUCAAGGAGAGAAUAAGGCACUAAAGGAACAAGAUAAUAGAAUAAAGCAAACCUUAGAGGAACUUUCUUGCAAAUAUAGCCGAAUAAAAGAAAUAAACACAGAGCAACGACAUAAGUUCAAUGCUUUAAAAGACCGAUUUGUUGAAGUGCAUCGAAAACUUAAAAAUCUAAAAGAAUGUAAGCGUGUACUCUUAGAAACACAGAAUGAAUAUGCAGAUGCUGUAUCAAAGUGGCAGAUGGAAAUAAUAAAGGCUUCCCAAAUGCUAUUCACUCAAAUGAAUUCACUGCAAGAAGAAAAUGAACAGUUACGUCAAAAGUUAAAUUCUGUUGCAGAAAGGAAAAGUGAGUCUGAAACUACACAAUAUUUGGUGAAUAGUUUUAAUGUCGAAUCAUUUGAAACAAAGUUAUUAGAAUUAGAAAAACUUUGCGAUUAUGUGCGGAAUGAUAUGUUAGCAAAAGAUACACUUCUGUCCAAAACGCGAUGGAAAAAGAACAGUUUGCCAAAUCAAAUUGCUCCUAUGAGUAAUGAACCAGAAAGUGAAAAGAUGCUCGAGGUUUUAACAAGCCAUUCAUUGCGCAGUGAGCAACUUCAGUCACAGGUGGAUAGUUUAAUGCAGGAAUUAUCUCAUUUAAAAUCACAGUUAAAUGAUUGUGAGACAGAAAGAAAUUCCUUAAAACUAGAAUCAAACAUUCGUGAAAAUCUCCAAAUAGAAAAUAAAGAAUUAAAGAUAGCUGUGGAAAGUUUGAAUAAAAAACUAAACGAAACCCAACAAGUUCAUGAAGAUUUACAGCAAAUACGGAACACAUUGAAAGCUCUUGAACAGGACAAAAUCUCUUUAUUGGAACAAUUACAACAGAAAUCUGAAAAGCAAAAAAAUCUACAUUCAGAGGAAAAUAUUCAAUUUACAGAGAAAAGUUAUAUAGAUUUACAAUCGCGAUAUUCUCAUUUGGAGCGUGAGCACGCAGACUUACUUUGCGAAAUGCGUGAGCUAAAUGAAGCAUUAAAGGCACGAGGUGAUGUAAUUUCACGCCAACAAGAAAAGCAGCAAGAGCUUAUAAACGAGCUACGAAGAACUAAUACCAAGUUAAAACAAAUCGAUGAAAAACUGUUACAAAAGGAUGCAGCAAUAGCCGAAAAAGAAGCACAAGUACAUGAGGUAAAACGAGAAAUUGAUUUAACACGACAACAGACUCGCGACCUCGAAAUUGCUAGUGUACGAAGUGAGGAGCAGCUGCGAGUCCUCAACGAGGAACUACAUUCUUUUCGCAAUAACGCCGACACGCAAAGCGAAAUAUUAUCAACAUCAACAAUGUCACGAAAUGAAGAGUUGUCACGCUUACGUGAAGUUGAUGAAAGUUUUGAAGAGAAAUACAAUAAAAUGAGAGGUCUUGCUCUAAAACUCAAAAAACGAUUGCAAGAACAAACGACUCAAUUUACAGAAAUGGAACAGCAACAAAGUGGGUACGUUGCAUUGAAAGCAGAGUGUGAAGAGUUGCGCAAACAGCUGAAAGUCUGCGAUGAGCAGGAAAAACUCAUUGAGACCCUGAAAUCUGAAAACCAAAAGUUGAAGUCAUCGCGCAAACAAGCAAAUGUACUCAAUUUAGAAAUAGAAGCAGCAGAGAAAUCACUUAUGGAAGCAACCAAUAAACUUUCCACGAGAACUAGUGAAUUAGAGACGUUAAAUGCACUAUUAACCAACAGAGAACAUACAAUCACCCAAUUGCGCAAAGAGAUCACAAUAGUAGAGUCGGCAAAGGAAUCUGAAACUACACAUGCUAAGGAACUGAAAGAACAGGUUGAUAUGCUGCAAGAACAAUUAAAAGAUGCGGUUCAUGCCAAACAGUUGGCAAAUCAGGCCAGAAAACAACUGGAGCUGACAGAAGAAGCUCUCAAGCAAGAACUAGAGCAGAUUAAGUUAGAGGUUUCACAAUGUAGUGCUGAAAGCUCUGCCACUGUAAUUGCGGCGCAUAAUGAGAAAGAGAAAAUUGAACAGCAACUACACAAAACUGUAGCCAAUCUCAGCGAAACAGAAACAAAGUUGCAUAAUGUCGAGCUUGCUUUAAAUAACCUACGUGUCGAACAUUCCGAAUACAAGCAGAAAGCACAAGCUGUACUCCGCAAACAUCAGAGUAUAGACACCACACGUGAACGGGAAUUAGCGGAAGAAUUGGCACAAGUGAGGUCACUCGAAGAACAGCAGCGACAGAUAGUCAAUGAGCAAACCACAAAAUUAACUAUUCUGGAGCAUCAUAACGCCGACUUGCGUAUGGACAAUGAGAAUCUUAAACGACGCGUCCAAGAACUGUGUUCUUUGGAAGAUGAACUGCGUCAGCAAAAUGAACGGUUAAGUCAAGAGCAACGCAGCCAGCUGCAAGAACACCAAGAAUCCCUACGUACCCACCGUUUGCAAUUGGAAGCAGCACAUGAAUGUCAUAAACAGCAACUGCAUGAAAUUCAAAGCAAUUAUCAACAACAAAUCGAUGAGCUAAGUUCAAUGCAAGGCAAAGCUGUGCGUUUACUACCCAUUAUUGGAGCAAAUGCAAAUGAAAGAAAUUCGUUCUCAAUUCAAACACCUGUCUAUUCUAGUGAAAAAGGUCAAAGUCAACAAAUAAUGCUAGCCGAGCGAGAAGACGCUGAAGGUUCAGAAGAAGCCAGUAUACCAAACAACAAUGUUAUCGCCACAAACAAUAAACCACAAUCGUUACGUAAGGUUUCUAGCAGCUCACGACGUUCACAGCAUGAUUUUAUGCCACUAGAUGAAUUGCUGAAUAUGCCAAUGCAAGCAUUCCAAACGGACACAGUCACCAGUGGACGGAAUGAUAGUGGCUUGUUCGAUUUCAACAGUGGUAAUGGUAAUGCAGAGAGUUUGCAAGUAGAGUUACAUGUGACUAGAGAGUUGCUCGCAAAACAAGAAAGUCGUAUACGCCAUCUAACGGCGCUUUUAGCGGAAAAUGAACAAGAUUUGGCAAAAUUGACUCAGAUGAAUGACAUGCUGAAGGAGGAGCUGCGGCGACAGGAACGUGCUGUCGAGCGUGAAAAGCAUAUGCAUAACGCAGAAUACUUGAAAAAUGUUGUGCUGAAGUUUCUUACACUAACCAGUGGGGACGAACGAGUGCGCCUUGUUCCAGUACUCAAUACCAUAUUGAAACUAAGUCGUAACGAAACAGAAACUCUCAACUGUGUAGCCAAAGGACAAAAAUUGCCUACAGAAUCACAAGGACGCGGUUGGGGAAACUUUUUGCCACUUUUCGGAGGCGGUAGCAAUAAUAACUGAAACCAAGAAGUAUUUAUGUGACAAUACAAGUGCAUCCCAUUUUUUUUUGUAGAUAUUUUACCAGAUCACUAUGUUAUGCCCCAUUCGCCCAUAUGCAUAAGAUUUUCGUUUACAAAUCAGGGCCUAAUAAGAAAAAGUCAUAGCAGGAAACAAUUUUUAUUUUAAGAUUUUGAGGGAAGGCAUUACAAUAACAUAACAUAACAAAAUGUAGCGUGUUAAGUUACUUGUUUUUACUAACAGAUACAUUUCACGAUUUUCACAGUAAUAAAAAAAUGUAAAUAAAAUUUUAUGUGUAAUUUCUAUAAAGAAAAUGUAUGAGAACUGUGGAAAUUAAGUAUAGAAGAAUGGGUUAGAUGCAGAACCUCAGAAUUAAAGAAAUCUGCUAUUAUUUUUUUUUUGUUUGUAAUUAUUUUUGUUUUUAUUUCCAAAUACUUUUCUCUUUAACUUUUAUAUACGUUUUCGGUCUCUUAUCGUUAUUUAUGUACGUACGUGUAUGUAUGUAGCUACGUAUUACUUUGUAUGUUUAUCCCUCAUUGAAUAUUAUUUAUAUAUAGUAUAUGCAAUAAUUCUACUAUUAUUAUUGCUUUUACCACAUGUUUAUCUACCGAAGCAACUAUUGUUUAACUCAAAAAUCACAUAGUAAAUCGUAUUAUUCCAGUACCUUUAUUUGAAUAGGAAUAAAAUUACAAAAAAAAAAACUAGAAAAUGUAAAUAAUAUUGUUGUAAAAAUGUACUUAUUUCUUUACAUUCAAAAUAUAUGUUAUGUUUGAAAAAUCUAUAGGCUUUUUCGGCUUGCUUUUUUUAUAUAGUAAAAAAAUAACAUAAUAUAUGGGCAUUUAUUAUUAUUUUUCAUUCACAUCUAAAGCAAAAACUUAUAUCAUUUUCUUUGAAUAUAAUGAUAGAUUUAUGGGUAUUGUUGUUUGAAGUAUAAACUCUAGUUUUAAUAAUAAAAAAAUAAUAUUUUCCUACAA
Messenger RNA from Ceratitis capitata (Mediterranean fruit fly), 4923 nucleotides. It is a transcript of the gene GCC185, whose product is annotated as GRIP and coiled-coil domain-containing protein 2. NCBI's taxonomy places the organism in Eukaryota, Metazoa, Arthropoda, Insecta, Diptera, Tephritidae. The transcript has 6 exons. The record is from RefSeq and is a predicted model, not a curated record. Bases 137 to 3952 code for a protein of 1271 amino acids.